AUGAAGACUGCCAAUUCCCUGGCGGCGUCCACCGCCCUCGUGCUAGCAGCUCUCUCCAGCCCUGCCACUGCCGACCUGGUUGAUUCCGAGUCGCUCCAGGCCCUCAUCAACAUCGAGGAUCUCCUGGCCGGCUCCCAGAAGCUGCAGGACUUCGCCGAUGCCAACGGCGGCAACCGCGUCUUUGGCAGCCUCGGCCACAACGCCACCGUAGACUGGCUCUACGACACCCUCAACUCCCUCGACUACUAUGACGUCGUCAAGCAGCCCUUCACCGAGCUCUACUCGGAGGGCACUGCGACCCUCAAGGUGGACGGCCAGGACGUUGAGGCUCGCAUCCUGACCUACACGCCGAGCGGCGAGUACACCGGCGCCCUGGUCGCCGUGGAGGGUCUCGGCUGCACCGCCGACGCCUUCCCUGCUGAGGUGGCCGGCAAGGUCGCUCUGCUGUCCAGAGGCUCGUGCUCCUUUGGCGAGAAGUCCGUUGCCGCCAAGGCUGCCGGCGCCGCUGGUCUCGUCAUCUACAACAACGUGCCCGGCAGCCUCGCCGGUACCCUCGGCUCACCCUUCCUCGACUACGCCCCUGUCGUGAGCAUCAGCCAGGAGGACUCCGUCCCCAUCCUCGAGGCUCUCGGGGCCGGCGAGGUCACUGUUGACUUCAAGGUCGAUGCUGUCGUGGAGAACCGCGUCAACUACAACGUCAUUGCCGAGACCAAGGGUGGUGACCAUGACAAUGUCCUGAUCCUGGGUGGACACUCCGACUCUGUCGCAGCUGGUCCCGGUAUCAAUGACGAUGGCUCUGGAACCAUUGGCGUCCUGAAGGUCGCCGAGGCCCUCACCAAGUUCGAGGUCAACAACGCUGUCCGCUUCGCUUUCUGGGGCGCCGAGGAGUUCGGAAAGCUUGGAUCUUACUACUACGUCAAGCAGCUCAACUCGUCUGACGAGGAGGUUGCCAAGAUCAGGGCUUACCUCAACUUCGACAUGAUUGCGAGCCCCAACUACAUCUACGGCAUCUACGACGGUGAUGGCAGCGCGUUCAACCUGACUGGCCCUGCUGGCUCCGAUGCCAUCGAGAAGGAGUUUGAGGACUUCUACCGCGCCAACGGCGUCAAGUCCGUGCCCUCCGAGUUUAGCGGCCGCUCCGACUACGCCGCCUUCAUCGAGAACGGCAUCCCCUCCGGCGGUCUCUUCACGGGAGCCGAGGGUCUCAAGACGCCCGAGGAGGCGAUCCUCUUCGGCGGCGAGGCCGGCGUUUCGUAUGAUGUCAACUACCACAAGAUCGGCGACGACAUCAACAACCUGAACCACGAGGCCUACCUGCUCAACACCAAGAGCAUCGCCAACUCGGUGGCCAAGUACGCCCUCAGCUUCGACUCGCUCACCCCCGUCGACCUGACCAAGCGCAGGUGGGCUGCCGACCGGGCUUUGUUCCACAAGAGAUCUGGCUUCCACAGUGCUCAGCAUGGACAUGUUGGUCCUUGCGGUGGCGGUGGUGUUACCCAGUAA
Molecule: messenger RNA, 1503 nt
Organism: Clonostachys byssicola
Lineage: Eukaryota; Fungi; Ascomycota; Sordariomycetes; Hypocreales; Bionectriaceae
Source: the annotation of a GenBank genome assembly